GUUGGCGCGCCCGUGACGUCAGAGGCGGGCGCCACACUUGAAGUGGCUGAGGCAGGCGGUGGCGCAGCCGCGGCGCUGUCAUGGAGCUAGCGCAGGAAGCGCGGGAACUGGGUUGCUGGGCGGUCGAAGAGAUGGGGGUGCCCGUAGCGGCCCGGGCCCCGGAAUCGGUGCUGCGCAGGCUGUGUCUGGGCCAGGGGGCUGACAUCUGGGCCUACAUCUUGCAGCAUGUGCACAGUCAGAGGACUGUCAAGAAGAUCCGGGGAAACCUACUCUGGUAUGGCCACCAGGACAGUCCACAGGUCCGUCGGAAGUUAGAGCUGGAAGCUGCUGUGACCCGCCUGCGGGCAGAAAUCCAGGAGCUCGACCAGAGCCUGGAGCUGAUGGAGCGAGACACUGAGGCUCAAGACAUGGCCAUGGAGCAGGCACUUCAGCACACUCAAGACACCCAGCGUCGAGCUCUCCUCCUCCAGGCCCAAGCUGGGGCCAUGCGAAGACAGCAGCAUAGGCUCCGAGAUCCCAUGCAGCGGCUGCAGAAUCAACUGAGGCGCCUGCAGGACAUGGAGAGGAAAGCCAAAGUAGAUGUGACCUUUGGAUCUCUGACAUCAGCAGCUCUGGGCCUGGAGCCUGUGGUCCUGCGUGAUGUCCGAACAGCCUGCACCCUCCGGGCCCAGUUCCUGCAGAACCUCCUGCUUCCCCAGGCCAAGAGGAGCAGCCUACCAACCCCUCAUGAUGACCACUUUGGCACUUCCUACCAGCAGUGGCUGAGCUCCGUGGAGACGCUGCUGACAAACCACCCCCCGGGCCACGUCCUGGCUGCCUUGGAGCACCUGGCUGCAGAGCGGGAGGCAGAGAUUCGGUCCCUGUGCAGUGGAGAUGGGCUUGGCGAUACAGAGAUAUCCAGACCCCAGGCCCCGGACCAGUCAGACUCCAGCCAGACCCUGCCGUCCAUGGUUCAUCUCAUCCAGGAGGGCUGGCGGACUGUGGGUGUGCUGGUCUCCCAGCGGAGCACCCUCCUGAAGGAGCGGCAAGUCUUGACCCAGUGCCUCCAGGGCCUGGUGGAGGAGGUGGAGAGACGCGUCCUGGGAUCCAGUGAGAGGCAGGUGCUGAUACUAGGGCUUCGGCGCUGUGGCCUGUGGGCGGAGCUCAAGGCCCUGCGCGCUCAGAACCAGGAGCUGGAGGAUGCAGCUGGGCAUCGGCAGCUCCUGCUGAGGGAGCUACAGGCCAAACAGCAGCGGAUCCUGCACUGGCGCCAGCUGGUGGAGGAGACCCAGGAACAGGUCCGCCUGCUCAUCAAGGGAAACUCGGCCAGCAAGACCCGCCUGUGCCGGAGCCCAGGGGAGGUGCUAGCUCUGGUCCAGCGAAAGGUGGUCCCUACAUCUGAAGCAGUGGCACCGCAGAGCCGGGAGCUGCUGCGCUGUCUGGAGGAGGAAGUCCGGCAUUUGCCCCACAUUCUAUUGGGCACGCUGCUGAGGCACAGCCCCGGAGAGUUGAAGCCCCUGCCCACGGUCCUCCCAUCCAUCCACCAGCUGCACCCCGCGUCCCCAAGGGGCUCCAGCUUUAUAGCGCUGAGCCACAAGCUGGGACUGCCCCCAGGGAAGGCGUCGGAGCUGCUCCUGCCGGCGGCUGCCUCUCUUCGCCAGGACCUUCUGUUCCUGCAGGACCAGCAGAGCCUCUGGUGCUGGGAUCUACUCCACAUGAAGACCAGCCUGCCGCCAGGCCCUCCCACCCAGGAGCUGCUGCAGAUCCAGGCAUCCCAGGAAAAACAGCAGAAAGAGAACCUGGGGAAGGCUCUGAAGAGGCUGGAGAAGCUGCUGAAACAGGCCCUGGAGCGAAUCCCUGAGCUGCAGGGGAUCGUGGGGGACUGGUGGGAGCAGCCGGGCCAGGCCGCCCUCUCUGAGGAGCUCUGCCAGGGCCUGUCCCUGCCCCAGUGGCGGCUGCGCUGGGUUCAGGCCCAGGGGGCCCUGCAGAAGCUGUGCAGCUGAAGAGAGGGUUCAAACGGAAGCUGAGAACUUGACACUGUUCACCCCAACACCUCACCUCCCCCAGGACAUUUGGAAGAAAGCAGCACCAGGACUCCUCGGCAGUCAUCCCCACCUGCACCUGCAAUCCCCUCACGUGCUGUUCUGCUGCCCCCCUCAGCUCCGGGCCCCUGUCCUUUCAUCCCGCUAAAGCACCCCCUGAAACCCCUUCAUCACUUUCAUUCUCAGCAAAAAGUAAUUGAGCACCUCCUCUAGGUGCUGGGGAGCCCACACUGAACAAAAGAGAAAACCUGUCUUCCAGCAGUUGAAUUCUAGGGCAGGUAGACAGAGUUUACAAGAUAAGGAAAAUGUAUGUGUAGUAUGCUGCAAGUUAACCGCUGUGUGGGAAAUCCAGCAGGGGGUGGGAUGUGUGAUUUGAAUUGAGGGCCACACUGCCCAGGUCGCACUCCAUCAAGGGGUGAGCAGGAGCAACAGGGGUGGCUGAGGAAGGGCUUGCAGCUCGAGGCAACAGCACAUGCAAAGGCCCUGAGCCAGGAUGUGCUGGAAUAAGGGCCACUGAGGGGGACAGUAUAGGUUGGGGGUGAGGAAUGUAUUAAAAGAUGAGAUUGCCUUCUAGUUUGUAUAAUUUCUUUUUUUACAUGUAAAUCAGCCAUUUGGAAUUUAUCCUAGCACAUGGAUCCAAUUUUGUCUUAUUUUACAUAUAUCCUAGUAGCACUUACUGAAAUUCCCAGUCAGAGUGGCAGUUGCCUCUGAGGGAAGGUGGGUAGCAGGGAUCAACUGAGGAGGAGACACAGAAAUGUCCUAGCUGAUGGGAGUGUGCUGUGUUGAGCAGCGGCGGUGACGCAGGUGUAGAGAUUUGUCAGAGCUCAUCUAGCUGUAGUCUUUAAGGCCUGUGCAUUUCCCUGCGUGGGUUACUCAAUUUAUAAAGCAAAGCCUUACACUUUUGAGAUGCCACCUUUUUAUGCACUAAAUUUCCAUGUUUAAUUGGGUUAUAUCUGGCUUCUCUCCAGACCUGCUUUGUAUUUAACUCUUCAUGUGUCAUUCCCACAGUAGCUUAAUAGAAAGGCUUGUGAUACAUUGUCAUAUCUGUUUUUUUCUUUUUUUUUUUUUUUUUUUUUUGAGACGGAGUCUUGCUCUGUCACCCAGGCUGGAGUGCAGUGGCGCGAUCUCGGCUCACUGCAAGCUCCGCCUCCCGGGUUCACGCCAUUCUCCUGCCUCAGCCUCUCCGAGUAGCUGGGACUACAGGCGCCCGCCACCACGCCCGGCUAAUUUUUUUGUAUUUUUGGUAGAGACGGGGUUUCACCGUGGUCUCGAUCUCCUGACCUUGUGAUCCGCCCGCCUCGGCCUCCCAAAGUGCUGGGAUUACAAGCGUGAGCCACCGCGCCCGGCCUUUUUUUUUUUUUUUUUUGAGACGGAGUCUCACUCUGUUGCCCAAGUUGGAGUGCAGUGGCAUGAUCUCAGCUCACUGCAACCUCCGCCUCCCAGGUUCAAGCCAUUCUCAUGCCUCAGCCUCCCCAGUAGCUAGGAUUACAGGCACGCACCACCACGCCCUGCUCAUUUUUAUACUUUUAGUAGGGACAGGGUUUCAUCAUCUUGGCCAGACUGGUCUCGAACUCCCGACCUCAAGUGAUCCUCCUGCCUCGGCCUCCCAAAGUGCUGGGAUUACAGGCAUGAGCCACCACGCCCCAACCACAUUGUCAUAUCUGAAAUGGCUGGAUGCUCUUAGGUGCUUUUUCUUUUUCUUUCUUUUUUUUUUUUUUUUUUUUUUUUUUUUUUGAGACAGAACCUGGCUCUGUUCCCAGGCUGAAGUGCAGUGGCACGAACUCAGCUCACUGCAACCUCUGCCUCCUGGAUUCAAACAAUUCUCAUGUCUCAGCCUCCUGAAUAGCUGGGAUUACAGGCACCCACCACCAUGUCUGGCUAGUAUUUGUAUUUUUUGUAGAGUCGGAGCUUUACCAUGUUGGCCAGGCUGCUCUCCAACUCCUGGCCUCAAGUGAUUCUAUCGCCUCUGCCUCCCAAAUCUUCACCUGCUGGGAUUACAGUUUCCCCUGUCUCGGUAAUUUUUUUUCCCAAAUUAAGUGAACAUUAGAUUUAAUUUGCCUGGCCCCAGAAGAAAAACAUGCACAGAUGGUAGUUUUACUGGUGUUGCAGUAAGUUUUCAAAUUUGGAAGUUUGGCAGCUUUAUGAUCUUGAACCUUGCUGUCCAUCUCUCACACAACUCCUCUCUUGGCCUCCAGAGCCCCUUUACCCUCCCAGCUUUCCUCCUGCCCCUGGCUGCUGUUUCCCAGCCUUUCCACAUUGGCUUUCCCAUGCAGUCCUUAGUGUGCCCGCUCCUCCUGUCUCUCCUCAUCACAGUUCCCAGCCCCCACCUUCAACUGAACUCAACAAAAUCUUCAACUUCAUACAGUAGUCACAUUGUUAGUAAUAACACUGGCAUUUUUAUUUUGAUAAAAUAGACCGUUUAAAUUUU
Molecule: messenger RNA, 4449 nt
Organism: Symphalangus syndactylus (siamang)
Lineage: Eukaryota; Metazoa; Chordata; Mammalia; Primates; Hylobatidae
Gene: HAUS5
Product: HAUS augmin like complex subunit 5
Biological process (GO): spindle assembly; centrosome cycle
Cellular component (GO): centrosome; HAUS complex
Source: RefSeq, a predicted model, not a curated record